Messenger RNA from Ruditapes philippinarum (Manila clam), 1895 nucleotides. Its product is annotated as zinc finger protein 768-like. Lineage: Eukaryota; Metazoa; Mollusca; Bivalvia; Venerida; Veneridae. The transcript is spliced from 4 exons. Gene Ontology annotation, molecular function: RNA polymerase II transcription regulatory region sequence-specific DNA binding; DNA-binding transcription factor activity, RNA polymerase II-specific. Gene Ontology annotation, biological process: embryo development; regulation of transcription by RNA polymerase II. Bases 264 to 1382 code for a protein of 372 amino acids. The record is from RefSeq and is a predicted model, not a curated record. Gene Ontology annotation, cellular component: nucleus.
GAAGGCUGUUCCCUUAAAAGCCGAUUCAACAAUUAGUAGAACAGUUGGCUAGUACGACUGAGGAAGAAUCAGUUAUCCUAACAGCAAGUGUAGCAGAUGGAACACUGUGUCACCUCGGUUCAGACUCGGGUAAAGUUUUCCUGGAGGAUCACGAGGAUAUCAAAUCUCAGUUCCUUGGCUUCUGUCUGAAAAGACAUCAUAAAUUGAAGCAAGAGAAGGAAAGAAAAGAAGCGCAAGAGAGAGAAGAAGCUCUUGCUAGAAGUAUGCAGGCAGUUACCCCACCUAGAUAUGACGGUAUGGGUGGAGGUUAUAUGCAACAUCGCUCACCUAGGUAUCAUUCUCCCCAGCAAAGUCCUCAUCCUGUAGCACUGAGCCGAGUGGCACCAGGAAGUAGAAUGCGGUCACCCGGCAACAGGCAUCAGCCUUAUCCAAUGGCCCGUCCUGCACGACCAACAUUAAGUUUUGAUCAGCAAGGUCGUUCACCUGGGCAGGGGCCUGGUCCUAUGGUAACUCCAGUACGUAACACUAAACUUGAUGGACAAGUCAUUAAAAUAGAACCAGAAGAUGAAGAUGAAAAGUCCAAUCAAAGUGCAAAUGAAAAUACAAAUGUUCAAAGUGAUGUAAAAACUAACAUAUCUGAAUCUAGUCAACCAUCCUCUCCAUCUAUCAAACCAUCCACACCCUCUCAAACACAAGGACCUUCAGCAUCAGAUAAUGAAGAUGCUCGGUCAGAAUCAUCGUCAUCAACCAUUCCAAAUGAAGCAUCAGAUCUCAAAUUUAGUGACACUAACCCAGCUGCGGGUCUUAGUUUAGAUUCAGAUCUCUCCAACAUAUUACCAACAGAUAGUUCUGUGAAUGAACCUUCUACUUCACAAGGAAAUGAACAAGGAACAAUGGAAGGAUUAGACCCAAAUAUUAGUGUAAAACUUGAAGCGUUUGGUGAUUCAGAAAUGGAUUUAGAAAUUACGGGUGUGGAGUUAGGUCAAAAUACUUUAACACAAGAGCAAAUGAGCUCACAAGAAUGGAUGGCAAAUGUUCAAAAUGUAAUGCAAGGUGCAUCAGGCAGUUCUGCAGAUAUGGCAGGUCAACAAGGCUACAAUUAUGAUCUUCACAAUAUAGACUAUAACAUAAAUGGAGGGCCUGCAAGAAGUGGAUUGGAUGGACCAGAUGGUGAAAUAAUGAUGUCACUGAAGUAUGUCUGUAAAUAUUGUGGGAAAUUUGAACCAUCCAAUGCUAAGCUACAAAUACACAUGAGAAAACAUACUGGAGAGCAACCAUACACUUGUGAUUUCUGUCCAAAGACAUUUUCUAACAAGAGUAAUAAAACAAAACAUAUAAAACGCUUGCAUUCCAAAUCACAUGUGAGUGAUGUGACAUUGUAAAGGGUGUGGCAUUAAUGUUAAAUUUCUAAGUCGAUGGUUUCUUUAGUUUGAAUCUUGUAUUAUAUUUACCCCCUUAUUGCACAGCAUGAAGUGUUAGGUCUCUUUGAAAACAUUGGACAUUUGCACCAAAAAUACAAUAAAUCCUACAAAAGUCAUCCGUUUAAAAAAUACAAGAUAACAAAUUUAAUGACAUUGCAGACAUUCAUAGAUUUAAUAUACCUAUUAUUGUUUAUAGUAUUUUGCAAAUGUGUUUGAAUUAUAUUGUGUCAGUGAUGUUGGUUGAAAAUGGAAAUAAAUGUUGAAAUACAAAAAAUGAUAUAAAAUGGAAAUGAAUGUUGAAAUACAAAAAAUGAUAUAAAAUGGAAAUGAAUGUUGAAACACAAAAAAUGAUAUAAAAUGGAAAUAAAUGUUGAAACACAAAAAAAUGAUAUAAAAUGGAAAUAAAUGUUGAAACACAAAAAAUGAUAUAAAAUGGAAAUGAAUGUUGAAAUACAAAAAAUGAUAUAAAAUGGA